This is a messenger RNA of Oikopleura dioica, 1593 nucleotides long. Lineage: Eukaryota; Metazoa; Chordata; Appendicularia; Copelata; Oikopleuridae. The record is from the annotation of a GenBank genome assembly.
AUGGACUUUUACAAAAACAAACGACAGCAAGAUUCACAGUUAUAUAUGUGUAAUGAUCAUACUCUGCCUGAGCGCACAUUUUGUGUCAAUCGGGACGAAGACGAGGAAGAAUUUAGCUCGUUCGGCUCAUUUGAGCGUUCUCACGAUUCAUCUGGCAUAGCUUCAGAGGAUUCCUAUGGGGACCAAAACUACUAUCGAUCAGAAGAGAGCUUGGAUAAAUUAGAGAUUACUGCCGCCGAUGACGAUUCUCAGAGUUCCAAGAGAACUGUUUGGGUGGAACCAGCUCCGGAGACAACUGAAAAUGUCGUCCGACUAGGACCUUGGUCAAAAAAGAAUACUAAGCACGUGAAAAUUACUUCCCCGAAAAAAGGGACUUUACGCCUUGUGACAAACUACCAAAUCCGCCAUAUCGACGUGAAAAAAUUAGAAUUCAAGAAGACUAUUGUAAAUGAAGAUGUCGAAGAGCAAGAUCCGCAAACUGAUGUAAAAGCUAAGCUUGCAGCAGUCAGGAAAGCUAAGAAAGAAAAAAAGGUUUACGACUACUUACAGAGCUCUGCAGAAAGUGACAUUGAAAGUACAAGAAGCUCCGAAGGAGAAUUCAAAAUUGUAGACAGCCUUUCAAGCAAUGAAAAUGAAGAAAGGAGAGAUAAUAAACGGACUAGCUCGACCGCCAGCGGAGAACAUAAUUUGCCAUCUUCGAAGAAACAGCGAAUGAUUUUAGUAGAUUACUAUGCUAGUCCAACUCCCGGAAAGGUCACUCAAGUAAAACAAUCUGAACCAGAACUGCGCAAAGUGGGUGUUCAAGAAAACAAAUCGGAUCAGCAGACAACUGUAAAUCCUCGAGCCAACAGAAAUUCUCCAGAGCAGAGUGACAAAGCAGAAAAGUCUGAAGAACUCACUCAUAAAGAUUUGGUGAAAUUCGAAUUCAACAUACACUUUUCACUUCAUAAAGCAACUACGGCUAGCUACAAGAUUGAUUUCUGCGUGAAAACCGCUGCAUCUUGCAUUCGCGGCUCCAAAGAGUUCGAAGAGUAUCUCAAAGCUCGACGCAAAGAAGCACAGAAUAUUUUCAAACGGAAGAGAAAAAGAGACAAAAAUAAGUUUAUGGCAUCGACUAAGACUCCCGAAGAAACUCAAGAUGAAGCCAUAAUUGUUAGCGAAGAGGAGAAGCUAUUGACAAAGCUCGAGUUCAAUCUUUGCUUCUCGCUUCACAAGUGUGACGUUAGAAAACUGAACGGAGACUUCUGCGUGAGAACAGCUGCAAGCUGCGUUCGAAACUCAGAAAUUUUUCAAAAUCAUCUGAAGAAAAGACUGGCAGAAGUGCGCGCUAAAUUCAAGCAAAUGAACAAGGAUGGAAGAACUGCUGAAGUCGUGGCAGAGAGCAAGCUUCUUCGAAUCUGUGAGCAAAUAGCUGCUAGUAAAGACGACAGCAUCUUCAAUAAUAUCGCAUUUCGAGCACUUGUGCAUUCUUGGAGAACUUCGCCCGCUUCAAAAGACAUUUACGAGACUAGAAAACAGAUUUACAAAGACAUCGUCGCUCCGGAAUUGAAUAAGAUCUACCGUCGUAUGAAAGAAAACACUGAAAAGAGUUAA